GACUUUGCGACAGCUGCAUUGCGGACAGUUGUGGCUGGUGUGACCGAGAACAGCGGUGUCUCGGGGCUUCUGCCACAUGCGGACCAGGCCACGCCCCGGUGUCAGUGAAUCUAAGCAGCUGCCCUCCUCAGGUGCCACGCCAGACCGACUUCCGGCGGCAAGAUGCCCUGGAGAUGGUUCGCUAUGCGUGGGCAGCCUACUACGACGAGCCUGAGAGGCACGGACUGCCAGACUCAGCGGAAGUGGUGAAACCAUUCCAUUACCGGAUUGGAAUCUGGGACAAUGCUUUUGCGUACGUCGCUCUGGACUCGUCCGCAAAUCGGAUCGUACUUGCCUUUCGUGGAACGGACACCUUGACACAGCUGAUGGUUGAGCUCAUCUCGCAUUCUCUGGUGCCCUUCAUGACGGGCAAUGCACAGGUUCGCGUGAACGAGUUCUUUCUGGCUGCAGCAGAUGAUCUUCUUCCACAACUAACACCGGUCUUGCGGGACUUGGAGAUAAAGUGCCCCACUUGCCAGCUUUGGAUCACCGGGCACAGCUUGGGUGCUUCUAUGGCACUUCUGGCGGCGUUCAACGUUUCGUUUUGGACCCGCGAGGAGCCCAUCCUCCUCACCUUCGGCCAGCCUCGAUCCGUCAACGGCCCGUUCGCUCGAAUGAUGGAGAAGAGGCUCUCCCGAAUCUACCGCUUGGUAAAUGCAAGGGAUCCCGUCCCGCACAUCCCCAGAUGCCACAGGAGCGACGCUGCGCUGAAGCCUGAGAGGCAGUACUGCAGGUAUCGUCAAGAAAUCCCGCGAUGA
Molecule: messenger RNA, 797 nt
Organism: Symbiodinium necroappetens
Lineage: Eukaryota; Dinophyceae; Suessiales; Symbiodiniaceae
Source: the annotation of a GenBank genome assembly